CUUACCUGGACGAAGUUAAAUAUUUGUAUAUCAACGUAUAUUUUGUAUAUUCGAUAGAUCUUAUCUCAACCAUGUUCAAAUCUGUUUAAGUGUACUUAGUAUUUCUUUAUUUUUAUUUCCUUGGAUGCAUGUUGUGAUAUUUGGAAUUUUAUAUUUUAACCUACAUGUAUAAUACGGGAUGGUUUGAUAAUGUAUUUUGAAAUAUUUGUGUGUUAUUACACAUAAACUAUUAUUUGUAAUGUACGUACUUGAUGAUCAUGAUGAUUGUUGUUUACAGUUUUAAUCGAUAGACUGAUAGAGCGGAUUUUAUAAACAAGCAACAUGGAUUGUUGUGGACCAAAUUCAAUACGUAUAAAAAAGCCAACAGGACGAGUAGUGAAAACCGGUUACUUAACGAUUUAUGAAGAAGGGUGUUUUUUCAACGGAUGGAAGUCCCGUUACUUUGUGUUGUAUGACGACAGUAGUCUCUUAUGGUACCAGGACCGCGACUAUUACCACCACAAAGGUGGUAUUAAACUGAAGAUGGUAGCUAAUUUCAUGGCAGUUGGACCAAUGUGUCUUCAUACAGCUGGAUUUCCUCAACUUCCGAAAGGCAGACAGGUUAUACAUUUAAUGGGUGUUCCAGACAUCUUCAAAAAGGGAACCAAAAAAGAAUAUAUUAAAAUGAACUGGGUUCUAUUUACUGCAGGUGAUGAGGACAUGAUGGCUUGGUUGGAGGCAAUCAAACCAACGCUGCCACCACCUCCUGCAAGACCUGAGCGUCCUCAUCAUUCGAUCAAUAGUCAUCAGGCUGGGCCAUCUCCACCUACAAAUGUUGUGCAAUACCAACCACAAGGUCAAUUACCUGGGAAUAGGGAGGAACGGAGUAACACAGACUUAACAACUGGUAUAAUCCUUGGAGGAGCCAUAGGCUAUGGUCUUGGUGGUUAUGGACCAGGCUGGGGUUGGGGUUGGGGAUGGGGAUGGGGACCAACUCCUUACGGUGGAUACUGGGGAAGUUGGAGUGACUUUGGGGACGGUGGAAGCGUCAAUCACAUUGACUAUGAUUGUGGUAAUGACAAUGACUACGGGUAUGAUACACACGAUACUGGUGACUUCGAGGCUGGAAAUGAUGGUGCUGGAGGGGACUUUGGUGAUAGUGGCGGUGGUGGUGGCGGUUUUGGCGGUGGAGAUGGUGGUGGUGGUGGUGACGGUGGUGGCGAUGGUGGAGGUGGCGGAGGAGGAUGUGGAGGAGGCGGUUGUGGCGGUGGUGGAUGUGGUGGUGGGGGUUGUGGUGGCGAUUGAAGUAAAGAUAAAGAGUAUUUUAAUCUUAUGGAAAACUCUAAAUUGUAAAACUUUCAUCAACAUUAUUUUUCCCAAAGAAAAGUAAUUUGAAAUGAAUGAUUCUAUCAUUGUGGGUCACUGUGCUUGUAAUUUGUCAUCUUUAAGAGAAAAACUCGAAAUUAUAGAACAUAUUAUUUACGUAAUUACUCCAAAGAGAGGGAAAUUAAAACGAAUAAAUAUAUACCCUAGUGGGUCAAUUUUUUUUUGUUCCUACUUGAAGCUAUAUUCUCCUGUCAUAGUUCGUUUAACAUCUUUCAACGAAAAAUUUAUUUUGUUAUAAAAUUUGGACUCAAUAAACUAAACGACUGACUAGUGGUUAGUAUCUGUAAGUUUCCCUUUUUGAUGUUAUGAUGAAAUAUAAUGCACUAAAUUUCUUUAAUCGUAUGAAUAUCUAUAUUACUAAAAUUACGAGGUCCAAUUUGUCAGCCGUCAUCACGUAAAAACGACGAAUCAAAGAAUUCAACUUUAUAUAUUACUAAUAUAGUACAAAGGUGUAGAUUAAAAAUUACACCACUCCAGGCCCUUUUGUUUUCCACGUAAUUAAUAUUGCCAAGAAGUUCCGGGUCGAGUCCGAUACCGAUACCAAUAGUAUAUUCAUCUGUUACCUAUUACCUUACAUUUUUGUAUCUACAUGUUCUGCAAAUGACAGGCGCACCACCAAACGGUGUCAGGAUAUGCUAUAUGCAUGGGUCAUUUUCUCAGGGUUGACACUACUAAAUUGUCAAAUUUUUACCUAUUGCAGUAUUUUAAUCAGUAAGGCUUUAUAAGAUAACAAUACGAAUACUAAAAAUAAGGCGUAUAUGUACAGUUUUCAAUUUGUUAGCGGGCAUGACGUAAAACAGCCAAUCAAAGAAUUCAACUUUAUUUAUAACUAAUAUAGGACAAUGCUGUUGAUUAAAAAAUACUCCAUCCCAGGACCUUUUGUUUUCCAAAUAAUUAAUAUUACCAAUAAUUGAUAAGUUCCAGUUAGACGGUUUCAAACAGAAAGAUUUGAAAGCAGAGAAAAUUGUGAUAACUAUCUUAUAAUCGGCAUGACUUUAUCAGAUGACAAUACUAAUACAAAAAUAAGUCUUGCGUAUAGUUAUAUACUUUAAUUCAGUCACGGACCCGCGAUAUUACGGGUGUGUUCUAGUGUAAUAUAUCAAAGUCAGUAUUUAUUUAAUUACGAUCAAAUAUUUGCAAGAUUGCUUUUUGUUUUCAAUGUAAUCAAUAGAAAUAUCUGAUUUCUGAUAGCUGUGAUUAUUAUCAGACAUUAUUACAUUGAUUGCAAUGCAUUAAACUGAUUUCCAGAAACACCGAUCAUUUCAACAAUAGGCGUUGUCAAUACGUUGUAAAUUACGUCGGAUCAAAACAAUUAAUGGUUACGUAGAAAAAGAUAUAGUUCCGUUCAUUUUCUACUUUAUUCAUAAAAAAGUAUUUGCCUAUGUUAUAAAAAGAAAAACUAAUCAAAGUAAACAAAUAUCGAAAAAUAUUCCACUUUUAAACCACCAACACUGAUAAUGUAUUCAUGCGUACACGCAUUUGUGAAAUAAUGUGUUGUUUGGUCACUCGUUUAAUAUUUUUCUCUAUUUGAAUUCUUCGAUUAGUCAUUCUAUAAUUAUGAAAAAUAUGUCUAUCAUGUUUAUCUGAUAGAUAUUAUAUUAGAUUUUUUAUUCAUACAUAUUGUAUCUUAAGUUUACAGACCAUUACAAAUCACUGGAAAUAUUUUGUAUUAUAUCAUAUAUUUUUCUUAUAUUUUUCUUAUAUAUACAAACAGUGUUUUCUUCACUUUAAUGAAAUAUUUCCAUAUGUAUGCUUCUAAUUUGGUGCAUUACAGUCAUCAGAUUAAAGACGUAGAUUCGAUUGAUUAAAUGUUUAACUGUUGUUUGCUUAAAACAUGUAUGAACAUUUAAACUAGAGGCUAUAGAGAGUAUGUGUCGCUCUCGUUGGUCAAUGUCCAUAUUCCGGAAAAAACACUCUCUAACAUUGUAAAUGGGAAUAAAAUUCUUGACAAAUA
This is a messenger RNA of Mytilus trossulus (common blue mussel), 3319 nucleotides long. RefSeq names its product heterogeneous nuclear ribonucleoprotein A3-like. NCBI's taxonomy places the organism in Eukaryota, Metazoa, Mollusca, Bivalvia, Mytilida, Mytilidae. The record is from RefSeq and is a predicted model, not a curated record. Gene Ontology annotation, biological process: regulation of cell differentiation. Bases 322 to 1284 code for a protein of 320 amino acids. Gene Ontology annotation, cellular component: membrane. The transcript has 8 exons.